AUGAGCAUAGUUGUUCCAGUUGGGGUGGACACAGCUGACACCUCAUACCUGGACAUGGCUGCUGGCUCAGAACCAGAAUCGGUGGAGGCCAGCCCUGUAGUGGUGGAGAAGUCCAGCUACCCCCACCAAAUAUACAGCAGUAGUUCUCAUCAUUCCCAAAGUUAUAUUGGUCUGCCCUAUGCUGACCAUAACUAUGGAGCAAGGCCCCCACCCACUCCACCAGCUUCGCCUCCCCCCUCGAUGCUGAUUCAACAGGGAGAUGGGCGUUUGUUUAUGCCUGGUGGUCAAGAUGAAGCAUCCAGGGGCACCACGUUAAGCACCUCAGAAGAUGGCAGCUAUGGGGCAGACAUUACCCGCUGCAUCUGUGGGUUCACCCAUGAUGAUGGUUACAUGAUCUGUUGUGACAAAUGCAGUGCAUGGCAGCACAUUGACUGCAUGGGUAUCGAUAGACAGAACAUUCCUGAGACUUACUUGUGUGAACGCUGCCAACCACGUCACCUGGACCGCGAGAGGGCCAUUCUGCUACAAACGAGAAAGCGAGAGUGUUUGUCAGCCGCUGCAUCCUCGAGAGUCCCCGCGUACGGCACACAGGACGCAUACAGAGGCCCUCGCACACACGAUGGGUCGUUCCCUGCUGGUGCACUUCUUACAUACGGGGAUACCAGUGCAACAGAAAGUGGAGAUGAGGUUCCCCUAGAGCUCUACUCAACGUUUCAACAUAUGCCCACUAUCAGCGCCCUGACCACUGGACGUCUUGGUAACAAACCAAUUGAUAAAAAACGCAAAAAGAGUGGUGAUAGGGAACCUCCAGCAUCAUCGGCCAAGGCAAAAAAGGCUUUUAGGGAGGGAUCCAGAAAAUCCUCCAGAGUAAAGGGCGCUGCCCCGGACCAGGACCCGGCAGAGAUCCCUUCACUCUGGGAAAACAAAAUCAAGACUUGGAUGGAGCGUUAUGAAGAAGCCAGCAGCAAUCAGUAUAGUGAAGAUGUUCAGGUUCUGUUGCGUGUAAAAGAGCAAGGUGACGGAAAGAGCCUUGCUUACAACACACACCCAGCCUCGUUCAAGCCCCCUGUGGAGAGUCAUGUUCAAAAGAAUAAAAAAAUCCUCAAGGCAGUGCGAGAUCUUGCACCAGACUCUCUCAUCAUCGAGUACAGGGGCAAAUUUAUGCUAAGGCAGCAGUUUGAAGCUAAUGGAUACUUUUUUAAAAGGCCAUACCCUUUUGUAUUAUUUUAUUCCAAGUUUGAUGGUCUGGAGAUGUGUGUAGAUGCUCGUAGUUUUGGUAAUGAGGCGCGCUUCAUUCGGCGUUCCUGCACUCCCAAUGCUGAGGUGCGGCAUGUCAUUGAGGAUGGUAUGCUGCAUUUAUACAUCUACUCAGUGCGGCAUAUUACCAAAGGCACAGAGAUCACAAUAGGAUUUGAUUUUGAUUUUGGCAGCUGUAAGUACAAAGUGGACUGUGCUUGUGUGAAGGGGAACCCCGAGUGCCCUGUGCUGAAGCAUAACCUGGAGCCCACCGAAAACCUGAACUCAGGUGGCCGGAGGCGCGGCAGUCGAAAAGACAGAGACUCUCAAGACGACCUUGGUCAGAAUCAAAAUCUGUCUCUUGAUGGUGAAAUCAAGGGGAAAAGCGUGGGCGAUAACAAACAAAGGAAGCUGUCACCUCUCCGCCUUUCCAUCUCAAACAAUCAGGAUCCUGAGUUAUAUGAGGAUCUAGAAGACAAAACCUCCGUUAGCAAUGAAGUAGAGAUGGAGUCAGAAGAGCUGAUUGCAGAGAGGAGGAGGAAGAUGACCCGUGAGGAGAGAAAGAUGGAGGCAAUUCUGCAAGCGUUUGCCCGAAUGGAAAAAAGGGAAAAGCGGCGGGAGCAAGCCCUGGAGAGGAUUGGUACUGGUAAGCCGGAUGGUACUGGUCUUAUCAAAGAGGAGCCCCCAGCGACACCCGAAAUGGCUGAUUCUCCAUCGGUUGCACAGCCACUCCUUGAGGUGAAGGAAGAACCAGGAUUAAAGCCCGCUAAAGUCAAAUCCUCAAGAAACCGGAAAAGCUUGACAAGGAAUCGCACACAUAUCGGUCAACAGCGAAGGCGGGCUCGCACCAUCAGUACCUGUUCGGACUUGCCUCCUAGCUCUCCAGCGGAGUCUAUAGAACCUCAGAUUAAUGACGCUCCUGAAGGAGAACUGCCCUGUGCCCCAGAGCCAGAGGUCUUGUCUGUCCUUGCCCCAGAUGCCAGCCCUCCUCAAGGCAACUCCCCUGCUCCUGAGAGAUGUCGGUCUGGGAGCAGGAGCUUUAAGACAAAAAAGCACUUUGUGAGCGAGUGGGUGGGAGAAAAGCUGCAGGAUAGAGCUGGAGUGCGGACACCAGAGCCUGCGCCCCUAAGACCACUAAGAAUAAGCAGUGACCCAGAAGUAUUAGCCACACAACUGAACGCUUUGCCGGGCAUGGCCUGCUCGCAACAGGUCUAUAGCACCCCUAAACACUAUGUGCGCUUCUCUUCUCCAUUCCUGGUCAAUCGCAGUCCCACUACUCCAGGUGUCCCCACUGGAAGGCGGCGCUCGAGAGAGAUGCCAGAAACUCCACCAACCUCUGGUUCUUGUAAAAAGCGAUGGUUGAAACAAGCUUUAGAAGAGGAGUGCUCUCCGAGCCCUGUUAGAAGACCCGGUCUAGUUAUGCCCAGUGAGGGGCCUCUCAGCCCUUCAAUCAAUGGGGACUCGGAUAGCCCUCUACCUUGCAAUGGCAGUUGCUUGCUUCCAGAGUUGCCUACACCUUUAAAAAAGCGGCGGUUAAAUCCAUUAGAUGCCUGUUUGUCCGAGGGCUCCACUCCCUAUGGCUCCCCAUGUGCCACACCCACUCGGACAGAACAAUCAGAAGCCCCAACCACACCUGUUUUCAUGGCAACCCCACCACGCACUAAAACUGAGGAGCCCAGUAUAGAGCCUCUGCUUAGCACCCCGAUACAGACAGCUGACGCUCCGCCUGAGAGUGAAUCGUCUGUUGAAAGCUCUCCAGAAAUCAGUAAGAAACCCUGCACUCAGGAGCCGGAACAAGCUCCUUCGUUGACAUCAUCUCCAUGCAUCGGGCCGUCCUCCGACAGUCUAAUAGAUGAGAUCAAGCCCUCGGCUCCCGAGAGUCCACAGCCUUCAGCACCUGAGAAUGUUGACAGUGGAGAAGAAAUGGACAGUGGUGCUUUAGAAGCUGACUCUGAAGUGUCCUCGACGGCUGAACCAAGCGCUGCUACAUUUCCUGGAUGGAUAAAAAGUCCAGAAAGGAGCACAAGUGGAACGGCUGGCCUUAACUUCUCCCCCAUUAACUCAAACUUACGGGACCUUACCCCCUCUCACACGCUGGAGCCUUUAGGAGCUCCCUUCCGACUCGAGGCAAGCCCAUCUGCUGGCUCACUGGUUGGCCCUCCAAACACCUUCAGUGAAGGUCAAGGGGUGCUCUUUUAUCCCUGCUCUGAGGAUGCGUCCUCUCAGAGCCUUGCUCGUUCACUCAGUGGUGAUAGUUCUGGGGAAGGUGGAUCUGCACAAAACCCCCCACAAAAGAAAAAGGUUUCUCUCCUGGAAUACCGAAAGCGGCAGCGGGAAGCUCGUCGAAGUGGCUCCAAGACUGAGUGUAGUUCACCGAUUUCCAUAGUGGCACCUCUGACCAUUGAUGCCUUCUCUGUAGCUAUGGAGAUGACCAGUGAGCCCCCUCCACCGCCGCCACCCGCACCCCCCUGUACAAAUACUAUCACUGUAAAAGAGCCCCCGACAUCCGAGGACACGGAAACGCAAGGCGACAAAGAGGGCGGCGAGAAAGUGGAUGAAGAGGGCCAAUGGACAUCUGCAACAUCAGUGGAACAAGCUCGUGAGCGCAGUUACCACAGAGUUCUUCUACUCAGCAAAGACUCAGAAGAUGCUGAAAAUGAAGAAUGCGAAGCGCCUGUCACCAGUGAUAGUCCCUCUCCAGCUUUUCAGAAGACCCCGACUGUUUCACCCUGUUCACCCGGCGCAUCGAGUCGAUCCAUGAAGGAAGAUGACUGCGACAGUCAACCCAGAACACCAAAUGCAGCAUCAUUGAAUAAGUCCGUCACCCCGAAGCCCACCCCUCUGACGCCAACAAAGAUUCAUACUUCACCAUUACCAUCUUCUCCAGUCAAUUACCCUGGACCCUCCCUUCUCCUCUCCCCAAAACCCCCAUCGCAGACUGCACCGUUUCGCAGCCAAAGGGCAUUGUUUCCAGCCCAGCCUCAAAACCAGACUUUUACUAACGCUCAGAGCACACUGCCGCCUCCACCCCCUCCCCCACCCGCUCCAUCCACCUCCACUUCCUACUUCCCCAACCAGAGUCCUUCUCCUGUCGGUUCCUUCGCUGCAUUUAAACCCACAGUUGCUUCCCCGUUCCCCCCUGGUUCUCAGACUCUGCUGCAGCCCUUGCCUCACGGCGUGCACUAUCAGGGCUCUGCUGCUCCCCCACCUCCCCCUCCUCCUCCCCCACCACACCCUGGUCUGUUACACGUCAACCUGCAGCAGCACCAGCUGAUGCUGAGCAGUGCACCUCCACCUCCGCCUCCACCACAGGGACAGAAGCCCCCUCAGCAGGCUCCUCCUGCGGCCGGCAAUCUGCUGUCUUUGACUCCCCCUCCGCCGCCUCCCCCUCCGCCCCCCUCCAACACCAUGCAGAACCACCACUUUCAGAGUUUAGGAGGCUUUCAGGCCAUACCACCGACCACCUACCCCACGCCCCUGCAGCAGAGUGAGUUACCUCCACCGCCGCCGCCCCCACCUCAACAGACCCCACAGACCACAGCUGCACCUCGAGGGCCCCCUGCCACAGCGGCGCCGCCCUUCCACACAUCAAGUUACCUGAGCACCGGCCACUAUUUGUUGACAUGGGUGAAUCGGAGCUGUGUGCCUGGCCCUGGUUUGGGGCAGACGGGCUGCCUUGGAGCCUUCAUCCACUGGGUCCUGCUCCAUCUUUCCACAUCACAGGCCGAACACCCCAAAGGUUGUUUUGCAGUGAAUAAAGGUCAAACACAAAACUGCUUCCUGGGCACUGAUUGA
Messenger RNA from Knipowitschia caucasica, 5031 nucleotides. Lineage: Eukaryota; Metazoa; Chordata; Actinopteri; Gobiiformes; Gobiidae. The record is from the annotation of a GenBank genome assembly.